AACGAUGUCAGAAUUAGGCUUCGUUCGUUGUCUUACUAACAUUGUGAUUGAUACUUGGGAAGGAUGAAAUGCGGGCUUAAUUCUGUUUUUUUUUCUCCUUUCGUGAUUCGGAUUUUAGGUACUUGUAUUUAGGCCUUGUGCUUGUCGCUCUCGAAUUGAUUGUGUGAAGCACUGAUGACAUGCAUUUGCAUGAGUACAUUUUCAUGUAAAUAAUCCUCAGGUUUGUCAAUUUAGUUACAUAUUGUGAUUUUUUUUUUUAUAUUCCUUUUGAUACAUUGUGAAAUUCACUACAUCUGAUAACUUAAUUCUCUUCCUGUUUGUAAACUUGACUGAUGCUAGGGCUUCCUUAAUUUUUGUUUCUGUGUGGAAUAUCUUAUGGAGGAAAUGGAGAUUAUGAAGAAGAGAUUUUUGCAAGACCUUAUUUGUUGGGCUCAUACCAUGAUUCAAUCAUGCGGACUUAUUUGAUUCCUCCAUAGAAGUUGAUUCUAUAGGAAUAAGAUUCAGAGUUGAAACUAAUCCAGUAGCUUCGCCUUCAAAGAUUAUGGAGAAUGGAAAGCAGCAAGAUGAUUUUUUGGUGCUAAGGUGUCAGGACGGUCAUACUAGAACCAUAUGGAAGGACUCUGAGUUGAACCAAUCUGAAGUUGACCAACUAAAAGAGGUGGCAGUUACAGAAAACUCUGCGGAUAACUCCGAGGAAUUAGAACUCCUUCUGCGCAGAGUUAAAACUACUGCAACUUUGUUUACCUACUUGAAAUCUAAAGCUAGAAUCAUGACAAUUCCUCAGUUAGCUCAUACAUCUUGUGGUAUCAGACUUCAAGAGGGCAUAGGUUUUGUCGACAAACAUGGUGUGCCUUUAUCCAAUUGGUCUAAGGCUGUUGACAUGUGCUCUUAUGAAGAUAUAGACGGAGAAGUACAGCUGACAAAUUCUCCAAGAUAUCCUGGAUGUGCUGAUGUCUCUAAUCGAGCAUACAUUGAUGAGAUGCUGAGUUCAGUUGGUACUAUAACUGAUGUUAUGGAAUUUCUUGUUAAGAGAGUAAUUAUGGCAGAAACUGAUGCUGCUAAUCAGAAAGAACUAAUGAAGUUGGGAUUAGAAGAAAAUAGAAAGAAAACCCUUCAGAUUGAGAUUAUGUCAGCAAGGGUUGAAGAGAUGGAGCAUUUUGCAUACAGUGCAAAUAGUAUUCUAAGUGAAAUGCAACAGAAGGUUGAGGAUAUGGUUGAAGAAACAGCAAGACAGAGACAACAAGCAGAAGAGAAUAAGCAGGAGCUUCAGCAGGUGAAGCAGAAUUUUGACAGAUUGAGAUCAUUUGCCAGAAGUCUUAUAAGUGUUAGAGUAGCUCUCCUUUCAACAGAGCAGCAAUUUCACUCCGUCGAGGAACUUUUUGACAGGCUAAGUGCAGAAAAUUCUCACUUGGAGAAUGAGAAAGUCCAAAAGGAGGCUGAAGUGCAAAAGCUCAUUGAAGAGAAUGCAAGAUUAAUCACUCUUGUAGACAAGAAGGAGGCCCAAUUGCUGGCCAUGAACGAACAGUGCAAGUUCAUGGCUCUGAGGAGUCCUCACACUUAGUUUGUCGUAUACUCACAGCAUGAAACCUAAGCCACCUUCACGGCAAUGGAUCACUGAAAGAAGAGCUUCACAGGCAAUAAUAAAAGACGAGGCAUUCGAUCCAAGCACAACGCUCCAUUCUUUUUUGUCGUCGUUGUCAGCCCAAGUUUUUCGAUCGAUCCAAAUGAAAAAGGAUCACUUCCCGGAAUUAGAUGAAUUGCUGAAUGCAUUAAUCCUGUUACCACACUCCAAAUUCAAUCUCUUUCAAGUGUGGAAAAUAUGAAUGCUCAAUGAUUCAUUGCUUGUCACCUUUGAACUAGUAGCAAUGUGCGUGUUGAAGCGAUAUCGCUAUUCGCUUGAUCUUUA
Messenger RNA from Zingiber officinale, 1906 nucleotides. RefSeq lists its product as uncharacterized. The record is from RefSeq and is a predicted model, not a curated record. The transcript is spliced from 4 exons. Lineage: Eukaryota; Viridiplantae; Streptophyta; Magnoliopsida; Zingiberales; Zingiberaceae. Bases 542 to 1561 code for a protein of 339 amino acids.